Molecule: messenger RNA, 1590 nt
Organism: Phialemonium atrogriseum
Lineage: Eukaryota; Fungi; Ascomycota; Sordariomycetes; Cephalothecales; Cephalothecaceae
Exons: 1
Coding region: 174-1307 (377 amino acids)
Source: RefSeq, a predicted model, not a curated record
GGCUGGGACCUGUGGGCUUUCAAGUGAGUCGUGUGCUGUGUUCGUCCUCUCCGAUUCGCCGUUGAAAUUGUUUCUAACCCGAUACUUCCCUCCCUAGAGUCGUAACUAAGGCCUACACCGCGCUGUUCGACCUGCCGCUUUACAGCUUGAUACCCUUCAUCACGGAGCGUCUGAUGCUCGAGACGGACUUCGAAAACGAGGCCAGAAACUCGGAGCUGAUGCGCCAGCUGGUCAGCGAGGAGCCAAGCCUACGUGGGCGGGUCUAUAUCCCCUCGGUUUAUCCCGAACUAUCGUCUAAGAGGGUGCUUACGGCGGAGUGGAUCGAGGGCGUGCGACUCUGGGACCGGGAAGCAAUGACAGCACCGUGGCUAGGUGGAUACGGAGCCGGUUCUCCAGGCAUCCGCCAAACACCCCUCAGCUCACCGGAUAUGGACGCCCUGCGGAGAGAACUACGCGAGAAUCCCAACACCGACAAGCUGAAGCCGGAACGUACUGAGUGGAGGGGAUCGCGAGGGAAGGGAGGCUUGGGCGUGUCGACUAAAGAUGUCAUGACGACCAUGGUCGACUUGUUCUCGGCUCAGAUCUUCAAAUGGGGUGUGGUGCACUGCGACCCGCACCCCGGCAACAUCUUCAUCCGCCGGCUGCCCAGCGGUCGCGCCGAGCUCGUUCUGAUCGACCACGGCCUCUACGUGUACAUGACGCCCAAGUUCCGGCACGAAUAUAGCGUAUUCUGGAAGGCGCUGAUGACCUUCGACAACAAGACCAUCUCCAAGAUAACCCAGGAAUGGGGGAUGAAGGCGGCAGACCUGUUCGCGUCGGCAACGUUGAUGCGUCCUUACGAAGGUGGCCAGUUUAGCAAGGACAUGCUGGCCGACUUGGACGGCAUGACUCCGAGUGAACGCCACUACGAGAUGCAGCAGCGCAUGAAGCAGGGCAUCCGCGACAUGCUCAGCGACGAGGACAAGCUGCCCAAGGAGCUGAUCUUCAUCGGGCGCAACAUGCGCAUCGUCCAGGCUGACAACCAGUACAUGGGCUCGCCGGUCAACCGGGUCAAGAUGAUGGGCGAGUGGGCCAGCCGAAGCCUCUUCCAGGAUCCAAACCUCCCGUGGCCUGAGCGGGCGAGUAACGCGUGGCGGCACGUGCUGUUCAAGACGGUGAUGGUGGCGUCUGAUAUCCUGUUCUACUUCUUCAAGGUCCGCCAGAUCCUGGGCUUCGGCGGGGGUAUGGAGGAUGAGAUGGAGGCCAGGAUGAAGGAUAUGGCCAAGGAAUUUGGGGUGGAGCUGCAGCACGAAGUCUUCGAGGGCUGAAUCACAUCUCUGUAAAAAACUAAGCUGGGCGGUCUAGGGUCAUAGAGCUUAUCUUGGUCAUGUAUGUACAAUAUCAUGGUUUGCACAGGUCCAUAGGAUAGAGGGAUGGAUGCCAUAGAGAGGUAGACGGGGAGUUUGGCCAGUGGGUUUGGCCUGUCGAUGAGGGUUGGGAUACUCCAUACUCGCUCUACACUGUAUGUGUACUUCAUAAUCCCCCUUGAAAUACCUACCUCAGAUAAUCAAGUCUUAAAGUUCUGAAUAUGUGAAGGAGGCAAGAGACGGG